GCUUCGAUUUCGCCGGUUCUUGAGCACGUGAUCUAUCGGCCGAGCAAGAAUCGGAAUGCGGAGAAGGUCAUUUCGAUUCUUGGAGUCCCGUCCGAUGCUGUCGUCUCCUUUGUUCGGUUCCUCUACAGCUCUAGGUGCACGGCGGAGCAUCUCGAGAAACACGGGAUCCAUAUGCUGGCUCUGUCGCACGUCUACAUGGUGCCGCAGCUUAAGGCGAUGUGCACCAAGGAUUUGGCUCAACGGCUGACGAUCGAGAGCGUCGUGGAUGUUCUGCAACUGGCGAGGCUCUGCAACGCGUCGGAUCUUUACCUGAAGUGCAUGAAAUUCGUCGCCGAUCACUUUAAAUUCGUCGACAAAACCGAGGGCUGGAAGUUCAUUCAAGAUAACGACCCUUGGCUCGAGCUCGAUAUUCUUCAGUUCAUCGACGAGACCGAAUCGAGGAAACACAGGAAUCGGAGGAUGAGGAAGGAGAGGAAGUUAUAUGUAGAGCUCCACGAGGCAAUGGAGUGCUUAGAACACAUCUGCUCGGAGGGUUGCACCAUCGUGGGGCCGUACAACGUGGAGCCGAAGAAGGAGCGAGAGCCGUGCUCACACUACUCCACGUGUCACGGUCUACAGCUUCUGAUCAAGCACUUCGCCACGUGUAAGAAGCGCAACAACGGAGUCGGAUGCGGGCGCUGCAAGCGGAUGUGGCAGCUUCUGAAGCUCCACUCCUCCAUCUGCGACCACUCCGACUGCUGCAAGGUCCCCCUCUGCCGGAAGUUCAAGCAGCGCUCGCCGGAGGACAACCCCCAGUGGAAGAUGCUCGUCAGAAAAGUGGUGUCCGCCAGGGCCAUGUCGUCUCUCUCUUUGGCCAACGGGACGAAGCGCUCGGAUCUGAACGACGGCCGCCGGGGGAUUGGGACUUUCAGAUUACAGGCCGGCCGCCGGUGCAGAACGGCGGCUUUCUGUUGAAGGGUUCCGGUUCGGUUCGGUUCGGCUGUGUUUGGGAGUGGAAUAGGGGAAGUUAUAUAAUGUGGGCCUCCUCUGGUUUGUAAAUUUUUUUAUAUUUUUUUGGAGUAUUCUUUUUAAAUUUUUUUUUUUGGGAGUAGAUGAAGGAAAUAAAUGAAAACAGUGUAAAAAUUGGCUACUGUUUACUGUUUAGAAAGGCUGUAAAAUCUCUAUUUAUCUCCUUCCUUCCA
Molecule: messenger RNA, 1181 nt
Organism: Momordica charantia (bitter melon)
Lineage: Eukaryota; Viridiplantae; Streptophyta; Magnoliopsida; Cucurbitales; Cucurbitaceae
Source: RefSeq, a predicted model, not a curated record